UACAGAGCUGCUACGAUGCGCAGCAGGCCCGCAAGGGAAAUCGGUGAAUGGCAGGUUGUCUCUCUCCACGACCAACUCAUUCCUCACGACCAACUCAUUCCUCACUGUGCACAAUCUUCACUCCGAAAACUUUUAUACCCAUCAUUUUGCAUCCUUCCAAAUCACAGAAAUGAGAGAAAACAAUGAGAAAACUCCUCAAAUCCCUCCUCAACGCCAAAGGCCACCACCUUUUCAGACCUCUAUCUAUCUCACCUCAUUUGGGUUUCCUCCGUAUGCCAUAUGCUUCCUCUUUCUCACUUCCUGCUGUCUCUUCUAUGGAAUUUGAAAUCUCUAUUAUCGACCGGGCCUGCAACUUGGUCCAAAACUAUCAGUGGAUCUCUCUCAAAACUGAGUUUCCUUCGAUGAAUCCAUCAAUGGCUGCUUUUAUUCUAUCUAAACUCUCUAGCAAUCACUACUUGGUUCUUCAAUUCUUUUUAUGGGUCUCUGACCAACCAGGAUUCAAGCACUCAGUUGAGACUUAUUGCACAGCGUUACUGGUCUUGAGCAAUGGUGGUUUGAGAAGUGACAUAUUCGUUCUUAUCCAAAGGCUCAUAUUCAAUCACAGUAAGUCUUUUCUAAUUGAAGCUGUUGAUUUCCUUGUCAAUCACUCUGUAAAACCGGUGGUUUUGGAUACGAUUAUUGUUUCUCUGGUAAGGGUUCAGAUGUUUGAGGAAGUUGUUUUAGUGGUCGGUGUGAUCAAUAGACAUGGUUACAUUCUUCCUUUCCAAUAUUGCAAUAGAUUGGUGAGAUUUUUGAAGAUGAACAAAGGGAUUCUCGAUUUGAACCAUGUGAUUUUCUCCUCAUUUACUAGGUGCACAAAGAAUUUGGGGAUUAUCAAUGGAAUAAAACAAUUGGGUGGUGAUUCUUUGAUCAUAGGAAAAAGUAUGGGUAAAAAUUCAUCAAGAAAUUUGGGCUCUAGAAAGUUUAUUCUGAAGAAUAAAUGUGCAAAAAACAAUGCCUUACGUAGGUUGAAGAAAAUUGGUGCAGGGGAUGGGUACACUGAUUAUUCAGGGAAUAAAUUUGGCCCCAAUAUUUGCAAGCACAUUGGCUUGAUCAGGGCGUUGUGUCACAAAGGCAAGGUAGAAGUUGCUCUUAGGUUGAGAGAAAAAUUGCUUGUUGUUCCUGAUAUUGGUACUUAUAACCACAUGAUGAAUUGUCUCUGCAAACUGGGAUAUCUCGCAAAGGCAAAUAGGCUUUUGAAAGAGAUAAUGAAAGUGGGGUUGAUCCCCGAUUGUGUCACCUAUACUACAUUAGUUGAUGGGUUCUGUAGAUUUAAUUAUAUUGGUGGUGCUUUUGUUCUUCUAAAUUUUAUGGUGGUGAAUGGCAUCAAACCCAACAGAAUCACUUGUAAUAUACUUGUUAAUGCCCUUUGCAACAGGGGUCAAUUGGAAGAUGCUAAUAAGCUUUUAGCAAAGAUACUAACUGAGCACGAGGCCUCUAAUCUGAUCACUAUGACCAUUCUUAUGAAUGGACAUUGCAGGGAAGGGAAUAUGCUUAAGGCUCUUGAAUUAUGGGAUGAAAUGUUGAGAAAAGGUACCUUGGUAGACGUUGUUUCAUAUAAUGUUAUUAUUAAUGGAUUUUGCAUGGGAGGCGAUAUGAGUUUUGCUUAUAAGUUCUUCUCUGAAAUGUUUAAGAAGGGAAUUUCUCCUAACAUUGUGACAUAUAGUACUCUCAUAAAUGGACACUGUAGAGAAGGGAAAUUGGUAGAAGCAUGGAUCAUGCACUCUAAAAUGUCUUCUAAUGGUGUUUUACCUGAUCACAUCUCUUAUGCACUGGUUAUUCGAGGCCUUUGCUUGCACGGAAAUGUAUGCAGAGCACAUCAGCUUCUCCACAAGAUGUUAGAUGAUUCUAUCCUUCCUGACCCUUUUGUGUGGAAUUUAGUUAUUGAUGGGUAUGGAAGAUGUGGAGAAAUAGAGCUUGUAUAUGAGGUGACAGAUCAUAUGUUAGCAUUAAAUGUGGCACCCAACAUUUUCACCUACAAGGCCCUUAUUCAUGCUCAUGUGAAGGAAGGAAAUCUUCAAGGAGCAUUCAUGUUGAAGGAAGAGAUGUUUGAAAAUGGGAUUCUUCCUGAUGUGGUUACGUACAACCUGCUUAUAAGUGUGUUGUGUAGUUUUGGUCAUGUAUAUUUUGCAUUUCAAUUGCACGAUGAAAUGUUAAGAAAAGGGUACCACCCUGACACAGUCACUUAUACAGAGUUGAUUCGUGGGCUUUGCAUAAGUGGCGAAACGCAUGAGGCCCAUGAGCUUUUGGUUAAGAUGAAGAAAAUGGAUGUGCCUCUUGACCAUGUACCGUACCACAUACUUAUAACGAAAUAUUGCAAAGAGAAGCAGUUGGAUAUUGCGUUUGAUCUCUAUGAGGAAAUGUCAGAAAAGGGUCUCCGUAGUAAGGCUUGUACCUAUCGUACCCUUAUUACUGAAUUGACGAAGAAGGGCCUUUUUAAAGAAGCCCUGCAGGUAUAUCAUAGCAUGGGUAUAGAAUCUGCAAUAUAGGAUAGAGAUUUCGUUGCUAUUUCAUCCAUGGAAGUCUCAUCGGGCACCUCUUAGAAUCCAUUUGGUUCCCAAAGUUGCUUCAUAGACAUGGGUUUUCCAUGUCAUGGGUGAUAUAGCAUGGCAUGGGCAGUCCAAAAGAUACUCAGAUAUUUGAGCUCCUCCGGUGUACCAGGAGAUGAGCACAGCACAUUUAAAUGUGUGCAUCAAGAUCGGGCUUUGGGGCUCAUGAGGUAGGAAUGGAAUCAUUGAUGUUACAUGGUGGCUCUGCCACAUUGACCAACCAGGACAAGGGCCAAUUCCUGAUGGCUGCUCGCUCUUUGUUUCCAUGUGCUGCCUUCCAAGCAAUUCUGCCUCCAUUUUGUGGGCAUAAAACACUUCAAAACAAACUCAGUGCAGGACUUAUAAAUAACAAGGGUGAAGGAUAAAAAGGCAGGCGAAUCAUCUUGUAAUAUUGUUAUGAACAUGAAUUGAAACACACAAUCACGGGAAGAGGCCAAUCCCAAAAAACAGUCCUAAGAGCCAUCUUGUGCCGCUUCCUCCUUAGCGAGUGUGUCAGCCGCUUGGUUUCCUUCCCUCCAAAUAUGCAUCCAUAAGACCUGCGUAUCCCUGCAAAGGUGGUUAAUCUCAUAAAAAAUAUGAGCUAGGACCCAGUGUGGGGGAGAAUAUUUGGAAGCCCAAGAAAUAACGUUCUUGGAGUCUCCUCAAUGGUGAGGGACCGAAUGUGAAGGGAGGAAGGAGCUUGACAUCCUCAUGUCGCGUGGUUUCCUCUGCCUCCAUAGAGUCGGAAUAACCUAUGAAUUUAGAAAUGGACGCAAUAGUGGAUCCUGAGUGAUCCCUGAGUAUAGCACCAAGUCCUUUUUCCUUUUACCAACUGAGCUAGUAGGCCAGAAGAGUUGAUUGGAGUUCUUCGUCCAAGCUUAGCAAUGGCCAAUAUGCUUGGGUUUGUGAAUGUAAUUGAGAGCCAAAUUUGGACUACUACUUCUGGUUCAUUAUUUAUUUUGUUUCACUUGUGACUUUGUUUUAUGUGGUGCUUUGAAAACCUUGGCUCUCUACCUUGGUAACGUUUACAACUUCUUGUUGGCAAUACUUUAAGAGCGCAUGUACUAUGCUCCUGCGAGAGCAUACUCUGCAUUUACUCCUCCUCCAGGAAAACUUAGGAGGAUUUUUUGAUCUCAAAAUUUGGGAAACAGUAAGUAUCCUUAUUUGAUUUAUUUCAAAAUAAAAACUGUGGAUUUUGAGUUCUCUAAACACUUGGACCCCACCCUAAAACAAUUGGAUGGUCUCUAUUCAAUCUUGAUGCAUUUUAUUUUCAAGCAUAUAGUGAAAUUUCUUUUUUUUUUUCUCUUGAGGUUAGUCUAUAGGUUGAAGACUUUACAUCCCCAAAAUUUGGGGUCCUAAAAAUACUCCUAUAGUGGGUUUUACCUGAUGAAAUAAGUGCAGAAUAUGCUCCCACGGGAGCAUGGAACCUUUUGGCUUUCUUUAAUAUGAACAGAGUGAAAAUAUAUGUCAUUGAUAUCAAACAUGGAACAUUUAUUUUGCGGUUUUUCCUUUUAUGUAUGCCAUGCAGUUUUUGUUUUUGUUUUUCUUUUUUAAUCUUUUGUAUAAGACUAAUUAUAAUUUGUCUUGCCUCCAGAAAAUUAAUCAUGUUUGUCAACCAUAUCCAUGUCAUCCUUGGUGAAUUGUUGCUAGUGCUCAAUGAUUUACUUUGAUUCUUGAUUGUAUAUGCAUUUAUUCUUGUCUUGUUUUCUAUUUAAAUUUUAAUGGAUCCUUGUUUCUUCUACAUGUUGCGAAAGCUGAAGAACAUGCUUCACUUUGAAGAAUAUGUGCUUUUUGAACACAUGCAUGUGUGAAAUGCAUUGCAUGUAAAAUUAUGUUGGUUCCAUUGUGAUUACUUAACAUGGAAGUACGUUAGUCGAAGCUUGUAUGAGAUGCUGUUUCGUUACCAGAACUUGUUCCUCUGCUGCAUCGUAAAACAAUAGUAGCAUCCAAAAAUUAUAAGCUUGUAUGAGAUACUGUUUCAUUGCCAGAACUGGUUCCUCUGCUGCAUUGUAAAACAAUAGUAGCAUCCAAAAAAUACAAUGAUUCACUUCUGCAGACCAUCACUGUGGGGGAACCCUCAAUGGACCUAGUUUUUGAUGCACUUCAAAGAAGGUUCCUUGGGUUUUCACCGCAGUCGUAAAAUGGAUAAGGAGAGAAGUCACGUGUUUCAGGCCUCUUAAGGUGUUGUUUCCAACUAGCCAGACUGUGAAACCUUAAAUUCCUUUUCCAAAUGCCAUCUUUUUUCCUCAUACAUAUACUAAAUAACAUGAUUGUAAACCUUCUACACAACACUAAUUUUGGAUUCUCUUUUUCAAAAUGAAUAUCUAUAGAGGUUUGGGUGUUACGACUUCUACAAAAAGAAGAAGUUUGUGCAGAGAAAGUGGGACAUGUGAAGAUGCACGAGUUCGUGAAGAACUAUGCUUCACUUCUCUGGGGUUCUGCACUCCUCUCUCUGAUGCCCAUGGAUAAAGAGAUAGAGUACAUAAAGCCAUGUACUACAGAAUUAGAUGGAAAUACAAGUAAAAGGACACUAUUUCCCUGUGACUACCAACAUGCUUUUCUCACACUGAUGUUCUUUAUUCAUGAACAUCAGUUUGUUGACCAAGAUUUGAGAGUGGCUUUGUCUGCGGACAGGUAUUUAUAAGAAAGAUGCAUAUGUUCAUGAGCAAAUUUCUUUGGUUAAGUGACUAUUUCCCUAAUUGUUUUUGUGCUUCCACGAAAACUGAAUUAAAGGAAACCUGGACCGAACUUGGAAUAUCAAAUUGGAGUUGGAGUUGUCAUGAGAAAUUUGUAUCUUUGUAACCCAUGUAAACAAAUAACCUUACUACAGGUAGAAGGCAUCUCAGAUACCCUGAUUUGAUAUUGGAUUUAAAUGGUAUGUUUGUUUCUUACACUUUCGAAAAUAGUAAAUAAUGUCCAGCACAAUUGGCAUUUUGAAAGUCAAUGUGGGAUGAUGAGGGAGAGAAGCGUGAUCUACUAAACAUGCCCUUAAAAUACCAAAUAAUCAUUUGAACAAGUGAUGUGUGCAUGCACGAUAAGCUAAGAACAUGCACUUUUUGGGUGAUGUCAAUGAUAUAUUAUGUCAAAUAAACAUAAUAGUAGUGCUUUCUAACGCAUUUCCAUCAUCUUUAGAGGACCUGAAGGGGAAUGAAUCGCCUUAUUAGCAGUGAGAUUAGCAAGUGAAAGGAUAUUCUUUUCAUAUCUUAUUGGCUUAUAAAAUACCCAUUUUAAGGCUAAGAACUUCAAGUUGUAAGAAAUAUGUCAUUACACCUUGAUCCUUCAUUUCAAACUUCCUCUCUAGGAGAUGCUGGUAGUGAUCUAUGCCCUCGUGGUCACCCUCGGCAGCAUGUCAUCAACAUAAACUGGUUGUAAAACAACACCUUAGUGUGUUUAAAGAGGCGUUAUACCCACUCUGAUUCAAUCCAACAUGAAUAAUAUAAUGAAAUUUCUCGAACUGCAUGCUAGGUGCGCAUUCAAAACUUGCACGCCUUUCUGCAGCUCACAAACUUAGUGGUGAUUAGCAGGUCACUGGAUUGUGCAGGAGGAAGCAACUGGAUUCUUUAUUCGUAGAAAUAGAGUUCCGUGGAAGUGUCAGUAUAGAUUGAAUGGAGUAGGCUUAUUCUGGUUCCAGACUGUCUUUGGCAAGCAUAUUCGCAUUUUAGUUUAUGAGUUUUGAGCUAGUUCUUUCUUAUUGGAUAAAGCAAACCAUAAUACCAUGAGCCUUGGAAGAUGCAAAAUAGUUAAUGCUGAAAAGUCAAUUGGAUAAUGAGAUUUAAUGCAUAUUUUAAUUGGAGAAUGUGGACUUGGAUUCAUCAAUUAAUUUUGAGGAAUAUCUGAAGAGUUUUAACCAAGUUUAUUCUAUCUUCCCUAUAAAGUUAGGUGGAUCUUUGCUUUAAAUCUUUGUGUUGCUCACUGUGUUCUCAUUUAAGGUAUAAGGAAGGCUUGAAGUUAUCUUUUUCUGUUUGUAUUAAUGACUUCUGGCAUUUGACAAGUUAACUUCAUUUUACAGACCAUGUGGCCCAUGGGAAUUCUAUCCUGGGCAAAGCUUGCCUUCUGAGUUCAAUGCCUGCCCUUAGAGAAGUGGUCCAUGUAAUUCCAAUGUUUGCCUCCGUGUAAUUCCAAUGUUUGCCUUAAAUGACGCAUACACAAUUAGCAGUUGGAUAUGUCCUUGGUGAUAUACACAGCUUCACUAUUCAAGUAUGACUUGCAAAGAUAAAAUUGGCAAAUCUUUCCAGUGGCAUACAUCUAUUUCACUCACGUGGUAGCUACUAAUUGGAAAGGGGAUUGUAUACUAUGAGACCAUUCACCUUUGGUAUAACAACUUCAUAAUCAUCCUUAACAAUCGAUUGUAAACUCUAACGCCAUGGGGUGCGUCACAAAGUCAAUGGCACUCAUUCAACCACCUGAUUUGAUGUCCAAUGUCCGAGGGUAAUUGUGACCUCCCUAUAUCAAAUGUAAAUGGUCUUAUUUUAUACUUUCCCUUGAAAAAAUUGCUUUCUUUUCUUCCCUUGUGCUUUAUAACAUGCACUAUUCUAUGUGUCUUGCAUCAAAUUGUUGUUAUUGUUGUAAAUGCAUUUUGGUUUGAUAAGUCAUGGAAAAGUAAAUUUUUGGAGUAUAUGGAGCGAAGUCUUUGUAUUUGGAACAUGGCAAUGAUGAAGGUUGUCGAUGCUAGUGGGCCACCAGGACUUCCAAGUUUGUUAUAGUAAGGCUGUCACUGGUCGUAUUUCAGUGUUAUGCUUUUCACUUGAUGAGGAGGUAUGCCAUUUCUAUUGGUAGAAAGCAAAAUCCUUGAUGUCUUUUUUUGUUUGUUUGUUUUGCAUGAUGUGGAUUGUGGCCUUCCUCCAUCAAUUCUCUUAAGCAAGUACAUGUAUUUCUCAAGUAAUAUAAAGGCAUGCGAUGACCUAUUAGAAAGAGAGCGCCUACUUGUUAAGGAAAACACGUAUAACAUGCUAUCGUAUACCCAAUCACCCGAUCUUACGGUUCAAAUUCGCUUAUUUACUGCUCAACAGUCAUCCAAAAGAAAAGACUCUCUCUCAAGACUUGUUCUUGGCAGCGAGCCCAGCCUGUCAUUGCGAAUGAAAGCUAGUGAGCAUCGGAUCAAAAGGUGGUAGGUUCUCUCCAAUUAAUGGAACAUCCAACAAAUCACAGGUACAUACUCGAAGCCUACGAAAAUCCCCAGGCUCGAUGAACUUUUACACUCCCAACCUCCGUGAGAACUUGAGGCCAACAUGAAACCCAAUGCUGAAGAAUAUCGGAAAGUACAAUCACGUUGCCUUUGAAGAACUUCCCCUCUAGGCCUUCUUCCAAAAUUGAAAGGUACUAGGGCAAUUCUUGGACAACCUUCUCUUGUUCAUCUCCCUCCGAGUAUGACAUUCUCCAUAGAAGAGGAAGCAUCUCUACAAGCCAAAAAGAAAAGAGAAGUAUGAGAUGCUUUACCAGAAACUCUCUAAAUCCGAACUGUGAAAAACUAGAAUAUGCUAUAGUGAUUAGCAAGGGAAGAAGGGUUAUCUUAUCAUCUCAGAAUUUGGCCCAAAUCCGAGGCACUGCUCUCUGAUGAGGAUGUUUGGCCAAGGUGGGGUUUUUGUGGCCAUGUUUCUUUUGUAUAUAUUCUAAGAUCAACAAGGAUUCAGCCACUGGAUUUGGCCAUGUAAGAGGAAGGGGACCUUCUUGUAAACCGGGUUGCAGUGUAAAAGUGAGUGGCUUUUGAUAGAAAGAUUUAUGUACUGGUAUUGGAUUCCCUGGUGCUUCAACAGCCAUUCUGCUCUUGACUGAAUGACCACAUUCCAAACACUUUCUCCACCCA
Amborella trichopoda is the source of this 8370-nucleotide messenger RNA. RefSeq lists its product as uncharacterized. NCBI's taxonomy places the organism in Eukaryota, Viridiplantae, Streptophyta, Magnoliopsida, Amborellales, Amborellaceae. Gene Ontology annotation, molecular function: protein binding; mRNA binding. The record is from RefSeq and is a predicted model, not a curated record.